Messenger RNA from Magallana angulata, 1802 nucleotides. RefSeq lists its product as uncharacterized. Lineage: Eukaryota; Metazoa; Mollusca; Bivalvia; Ostreida; Ostreidae. Bases 213 to 1514 code for a protein of 433 amino acids. The record is from RefSeq and is a predicted model, not a curated record. The transcript has 3 exons.
CGAUUAACUUUAUGUCGAUUUGACAUUCAAUCGUGCAAGGAACGACAACUCGGAAUCGAAAUAACAAACUGUCUCUCAACUUCGUCUUUGUUUAAAACUGUUGUAAUUUAAUUUGCAAGGCCGACAAUUGGAUUUAAAGUGCAUAUAGAUAAUGAUGUUUGCUGGAAUUAAUGAUGCAAAGCCUUUCGAUUCAGUAUUGUAAGUAGUCAAUCAUGUUUUCGGUAAGAAGAUUGUUGAGAUCGGCCCAAUGUUUACAACCAAACCAUCCAUCAUUCAGACAUGUGCACGUGGAUUUAAAGAAAACUUUGCAGUCAUCUUUAGAAAAUUACACGGAUUUAAAAGUAUUUCCUCAGCGAAUUUCGAAUUGUGGUUUUGGAAGAAGUUUUACCAACACAUUUGUAGAUUAUGAAGACUAUGUGGGUCCAAAUGAAAAUGCUCUAUUUCAUGUGCAAUUUUCUAGUGUUUUCAAAAGAGGAUUUGACUGUUUGCAGCAAUAUCUGAAAAAUGAUGUUGGUCUCUUUGACAACUUUCACUUGGACGGUGUUUCUAAUGAUGAUAGAGACCAUUUCCAUGCACUAACUGCUCUGAGAAUUUUUCUGGAAAAGCUUGCAUUCCAUGAAAGUAGCUUGAAAAGCUCACAGAGAAAUGCAUUUGAUGGUAAAAGGGAAGGAGAAAUAGCAGCACUGUUGAGCAAACAUCUGUUGUCAUGCUUAGUGUAUGGGAAUAAAUAUCUGAUCAGCAAUAUUUACCACAAGCAACCAUCACAAUGUCCAUGUCUAAAUCCAAUCCAGUGUAUGGAACAUAUUCCAUAUGGAGAGACAGGUUUAGGACAUGGGGAGCUGUGGUAUGGACACCCAGGCAUAGUUUUGAUCCCAGAGGACCCACCAGACUACAUACCCAUUAUGGUUUAUGAAGAAUUCCCAAAUGAGGAUGAUGAUGGUGUUGGUCAAGAAAGUAAUGUUAAGCAGAACAAUGAAAACUCAACAGAAAAGUUUGACUUUGAAUCUGAAGACAUGCAUUUUGACAAGUGUGCUGAACAGAUCUUUAGCCAAGCCAUUACCGUUGCAUUUCAUCGAGGGAAUGCUAUGAAUGAUAGUUGUAUUCAACCUGUGUCAACUUUAAUUCCAUCUUUGGUACUGACUCCUUCUAAGUAUUACAUAGUGAUGUACGAUUACAUGAAUGACAUUUUGCUUAGCAGUAGUCACCAAUGUUGUUCAUGGUGGGAUGACAGCGAUUUGAAGUUCAAUAUGUCAGCUGUUCUUCAGAUGUGGAUGGUGCUAAAUUAUGUAGACUUUGUUCCUGGUUUAAGCCAAACAGCAGAACAUGUUUUAGCUGGUAGUGGUAAUUUUCACAACAUAUUAAGAAGCAAGCAUUUGUUUCAAAAGACUAAACAUAUUUCUCGCAAAUUAAUAUUCAAUUCUCCUCAGAAAUGUAGAAAACUCAUCAAUAAGGGAGUUAGUGUUGAUCUAGAUGAGGAGGUACAAUGUAUAAAGUUUCCUAGUAUAACUACUUGACACCUUUUAUGACCUCUAUACUGUUAAGGCAUACAUUUGUAUAUUAUACAUAUAUAAUGUUCACUUGUGUGUACAAAUUUAAAUGAUAGAAAAUAAUGGCAAUGUUGUUUUUUUUCUGUUUUUUGUUUUCAGCUUACCUAUUUUAAAAGAUUUAUCAUGUUUUAAUUGUUCUCAUCAAUUUUAUUUGUGCCAGUUUCAGAAGAACAAAGAAUUCAUAGAAAUACUGCUGGCUUCUCAAGCUUAUAAAGUUAUAAAUGAUAUGUUGAUAAUAAAACAAUACACAUCUUU